AUGUCUUUCAUUUCCACUCUCAGAAGAUCCAUCUCACCCUUCAUCCCACACUUCUCAAUCCAACGGUUCCACAUCCUCCACCCUUCAACCUCAUCUUCCCCAUCUCGGAACGCCCUUUUCGCCGUCAUUCUCGCCGGCACCAGUCUAGGGUUUCUUCUCUACACCACCAACUUUGACUCAACUCUCUUUCAACCUUCUCUCUCUUCCUCUGUUGACUUGUCAACACCGAAUUCCGAAGACCAAAACCGAUCUCGUUUUUCACCUUCUUCAUUCCUUACGAAAUUCUCCCUUCCUGAAACUUCCGGUACCUUCAUUUUUGGAGAGGCGUAUAGAAGAAAGGUUUUUUUCAACUAUGAGAAGCGCAUGCGGUUGCGAAGUCCUCCCGAAAAGGUUUUUGAAUACUUUGCAUCUUAUCGAUCACCACAAAGAGAAGUACUCAUGAUGCCGGCAGACCUAAUGAGGGCUGUAGUUCCUGUUUUCCCUCCAUCUGAAUCUCACUUUGUUAGAGAUGGAUACUUGAUAGGAGAAAGAAGCCCUGGCCAUUUAUGCUGCUCUCCUUCAGAAUUUUUUAUGCUUUUCGAUCUAAACAAUGAUGGACUUAUAUCUUUUAAAGAGUAUAUCUUUUUUGUAACGCUACUCAGCAUCCCAGAAUCAAGCUUUUCUGUGGCAUUUAAAAUGUUUGACGUGAACAACAAUGGAGAGAUAACCAAGGAAGAAUUCAAGAAAGUGAUGGCAUUGAUGCGAACUCAUCACCGACAAGGUGUUCACCACAGGGAUGGACUGCGAACUGGUCUGAAGGUGAACGAUUCUGUGGAAAAUGGAGGGCUGUUGGAAUACUUUUUUGGUGAAGACGGAAAGGGUUGCCUCAAACUUGAUAAAUUUGUGCAAUUUUUACGAGACUUGCAUGAUGAAAUGCUGAAGCUGGAGUUUGCUCACUAUGACUACAAAUCUCGAAAAACAAUUUCAGCCAAGGACUUUGCACUCUCCAUGGUUGCUUCCGCCGACAUGAGUCAUCUAGGCAAGUUGCUUGAAAGGGUUGAUGAAAUGAAUGAUACUCCAUGCUUUAAGGACAUGCACAUCACAUUUGAGGACUUCAAAAACUUUGCCAAUCUAAGGAAAAAGUUAUUUCCAUUUUCAUUAGCCCUUUUCAGUUUUGGAGAAGUAAACGGCCUGUUGACGAGAGAUGAUUUUCAGCGAGCAGCGUCACAUGUUUGUGGCAUAUCUCUCUCGGACAAUGUGGUUGAGAUUGUUUUUCAUUUGUUUGAUACAAAUCAAGACGGAAACCUAAGUACAGACGAAUUUAUCAGAGUGCUACACAAGCGAGAAAGAGACAUUGGACAGCCAGUAGAAACAGGAAUGUUGGGUUUGUUGUCUUCCUGCUGGAACCGUAAACAAAACAUCUCACCUUCACAGUUGUUUUCCGGAUAG
Lathyrus sativus (Indian pea) is the source of this 1428-nucleotide messenger RNA. Lineage: Eukaryota; Viridiplantae; Streptophyta; Magnoliopsida; Fabales; Fabaceae. The record is from the annotation of a GenBank genome assembly.